This is a messenger RNA of Arachis duranensis, 1618 nucleotides long. Its product is annotated as benzyl alcohol O-benzoyltransferase. The transcript is spliced from 2 exons. Bases 47 to 1456 code for a protein of 469 amino acids. The record is from RefSeq and is a predicted model, not a curated record. Lineage: Eukaryota; Viridiplantae; Streptophyta; Magnoliopsida; Fabales; Fabaceae.
ACCAUUCUUUUUAUCCCAACUCUUUCUUAACUUCUCUGGCAAUACCAUGACUUCACUAUCAUCGUCUCCCUCUUUAGUCUUUACAGUCCGAAGGCGCCAACCGGAGCUGGUGGCUCCAGCUACGCCCACUCCCCGCGAAGUUAAACUAUUAUCUGACAUAGAUGAUCAAGAAGGGUUGCGUUUCCAUAUUCCAUUCUUUCAUAUUUAUCAACACAAGCCAUCUAUGGAAGGAAAAGACCCAGUUAGGAUUAUAAGAGAUGCACUCUCGAGAACACUUGUGUUUUACUACCCAUUUGCCGGCAGGAUCAGGGAAGGUCAUGGCCGCAAGUUGAUGGUGGAUUGUACCGAGGAGGGUGUCUUGUUUAUUGAGGCAGAUGCUGACGUAACACUUGAUCAACUUCGUGGCUCUCUUCAUCCUCCAUUCCCAUGCUCCCAAGAACUCCUUUAUAAUGUUCCAGGCUCCGAUGGAAUUGUCAACUGCCCCCUUCUACUCAUACAGGUCACACGCUUUAAGUGCGGUGGUUUCAUUUUUGCCAUACGGGUGAACCACACCAUGGUGGAUGGAACUGGUCUAGUACAAUUUGUGAGUGCUUUAACCGAAAUGGCUCAAGGUGCUCAUCAACCUUCCAUUCUGCCUGUAUGGCAAAGGGAGCUCCUACUUGCAAGGAACCCACCACAAAUCACAUGCAACCAUCGCGAAUAUGAGCAACUUCCAAAUACCAAAGAAGGGACCAUCAUUUCUUAUGAUGAGAACGAUAUGGUUCAACGCUCCUUCUUUUUUGGACCAACUGAAAUAGCUUUCCUUCGUCGUUUGGUUCCACGUCACCUUGGCCAAUGCACUCGAUUUGAGCUUAUAACUGCAUGCUUAUGGCGUUGCCGUACAAAAGCAUUGCAACUUGCACCAGAAGAUGAUGUUCGCAUGAUGUGCAUCGUGAAUGCACGCGCUAGGUUUAACCCUAAUAUACCCCUUGGUUAUUACGGAAAUGCUUUUGCUUAUCCGGCAGCAGUUGCCAGUGUAAGGAAGCUUUGUGAAAAUCCGUUUGGUUAUGCCGUAGAGUUAAUAAAGAAAGUAAAAGCUGAGGUGACAGAAGAGUACGUACGUUCAGUGGCAGAUCUAAUGGUUACAAAAGAACGACCCUUAUUUACAACCGUAGGAUCUUGCAUCGUGUCAAACUUGACACGUUUUGGGUUAAAAGAAGCGGAUUUUGGAUGGGGCAAAGCAUUAUAUGCUGGUGUGUCUCAAGGUGGAGCUGGGCCGGCUUUUCAUGGAGCAACUUUUUUUAUGAAUUAUGAAAAUGAAAAAGGAGAAAAAGGUGUAUUAUUUCCAAUUUACUUGCCUUCCAACGCUAUGGAGAGAUUUGAGAAAGAGUUGGGUGAUUUUCUUGGUGGAGACUUUAAUAAUAAUCAGCCUACAAAGAGUGAUGAAAUUCCUAUGUUUAUGAGGUCUACCUUGUAGCUUGUGAACAUUAUAAAAUAAUAAAUGCCGUCAACUUCUAUUAUAUAUGUAUAUUAAUUAAGAAGCUUGGUCCUUACUUAUAUAUGGGGGAAAUGUAUGUAAUGCAGCAUUUUGAUAGUGUUGCGUUGUGUUUCUUGCUUUAAUAAGCACUCUCAUGCAUUG